This is a messenger RNA of Opisthorchis viverrini, 336 nucleotides long. RefSeq lists its product as hypothetical. Bases 1 to 336 code for a protein of 111 amino acids. The transcript has 2 exons. The record is from RefSeq and is a predicted model, not a curated record. NCBI's taxonomy places the organism in Eukaryota, Metazoa, Platyhelminthes, Trematoda, Opisthorchiida, Opisthorchiidae.
AUGGGUAACAACACUCAUGUUGAAGAAUUACAAGCAGGAGAAGCGAAUUAUACCGACACUAGUGAUGUACACACUCUAAUUAUUCAGCUGUGGUCAGCAACUUGUUCUGGCAAACAACCACAGAGUACUAUUAAAAUCCCACGUACCAGUAUGGGAUCAAAGUCUCCACCUUGCCUUGUCAAGAAAGUGAACAUCACACAGUCGCACGGAAAGCAGGUUGUGAAAUUCGGUCCGGAAGGUUCCGGUGGAUUUCAGGCAGAGAUAAUGAUGAAGAACCUACCAGAUUCCGUUUCCAAGGGUUCCAUGCCAAGUAUAAGGAAGUUCUUGGAGUUCUAG